This is a messenger RNA of Eucalyptus grandis, 1219 nucleotides long. RefSeq names its product germin-like protein subfamily 3 member 2. Lineage: Eukaryota; Viridiplantae; Streptophyta; Magnoliopsida; Myrtales; Myrtaceae. The transcript has a single exon. Gene Ontology annotation, molecular function: manganese ion binding. The record is from RefSeq and is a predicted model, not a curated record. Bases 415 to 1053 code for a protein of 212 amino acids. Gene Ontology annotation, cellular component: cell wall.
CGAUGUCGAUGAUACUAAUAUACUUUGUCAGGAGGAGUUGGAGAGCCAUACAAAAGAGUGGCUUUCUUCAAUUUGCUUUCUUUAUACUCUUCAAGCAUCGAAUAUAUGGUAUAAGACAAGAACACAUCGAUAUAUUGUACGAAGUGGCCACAGAAAGGCGGCCAAAAGUGAGCCUGAGUGACAGUUGGUGCCAUGUUCAAGUGAACUACUUCCUUCUUUUCAAAGGAAAGAGUUCUGUUUUUUAAGAGGAAAAGACAGAAUAAUGGCGUUCUAUUAUCCAGGAAACAAUCUGCCGUGCUUGUCCUGACGUAGAAAUCCUCAAAUGUGCAGUUUGCAUGUCUUGAUUCUUGCGGAGAAAAAACUCAAAUCCCAGCUUGUGCAAUUCUUGCUUCUCCCCUAAAGAAGGGCAAACAAAUGUCCCCCAAAUUUCAGAUUUUGUUCGUGACGCUCCUCCAUGUUCAUCUUAUUAGGGGUUCUGACCCUGAUCCUAUCCAAGACUUCUGUAUACCCAGCAGAGAAGAAUCUGCGACCACCAUCCAGUGCAAGAAUUCAUCGCUAGUCACGGUAGAAGACUUUGUGUUUUCCGGGAUAAAGUUCCCUGGAAAGUUCAGCCAAACAGGAUUAUCAGCCACAUCGGUGAAUGCAAACAUCUUCCCGGGGCUAAACACGCUCGGUAUGUCCUUUGUAAGGGCGGAUUUCGAUAUCAACGGGAUUAAUGUCCCGCAUCUUCAUCCCAGAGCAACCGAGGUGGCUUUCGUGGUGGAGGGAAGGGUUUAUUCAGGGUUCGUCGACACUCAGAACAAGGUCUUUGCCAGAGUUCUAGACAAAGGUGAGGUGAUGGUUUUUCCGAGAGGUCUAGUCCACUUCCAAAUGAACGUGGGAGAUAAGCCUGCCACUAUUCUGGGGAGCUUCAACAGCCAGAACCCUGGACUGCUGAGAAUUCCAUCUGCCAUUUUCGGGUCCGGGAUCAGGGACGAUCUCUUGGAGAAGGCUUUUGGGUUGAGCUCUGAGGACAUGGCUAAGUUGAAGAGAAGGUUUGCUCCACCUACAUAGGGUUGAAGUGGUGCUAAUUUCCAAAUUUCGAAUAAGAGGUUAAGAUUGCUUGUAUCUGUCAAUCAGACUGUAGUAUUAUGUAUUUAAUAAAAUGAAGUGAUCGAAUCAAGGGUUCCGAACAUGAAAAUUCAUCGCAUGUUCUUGGAUUCCCUUUAUGUUCUCGACU